Microthlaspi erraticum is the source of this 549-nucleotide messenger RNA. The record is from the annotation of a GenBank genome assembly. Lineage: Eukaryota; Viridiplantae; Streptophyta; Magnoliopsida; Brassicales; Brassicaceae.
AUGGAACUGAACCACCUAAAGAAGUUCCAUGUCAGAAUAGAACCAGGAACUCCAGGAGGAAGUGGAGAACCACCUGAAGAACCAAGAGUGUAUGAGCCAAAGAUCCCAUACAGAAUGUUCUUUCUCAACCCAAGAAGGAGAAGGAGCAAGCAAAACUCAAGGAUCUUGUUAGCCAACUUUCAGUUCGUGGCCAAGCUAUUGGGCAUCACUGACUUCAAACCUACAAAGAUAUCUAGUCUUUGCAGAUCGAUCUGUUCGCCGCCCUGUUGGUGUUAUUAUGGAUGUUCCAAUCAUGGUUGGAGAUUGCUACAUCCUGCUGAUUUUGUAGUUCUUGAGCUGGAACACCAACCUAAAGACCCUCUUAUCUUGGGAAGGCCAUUCCUAGCUACUGCAGGAGCUAUAAUAGAUGUCAAGAAUGGAAAGAUUGACUUGCAUCUUGGAGAUAUAGUGAUGAAUUUCGAAGUAAACAAGUCUAUGGAGAAACCAACUGGAUGGUCAAGCUUUUUGGAUUGGAGAGCUCGCAGAGACAAGAGAAGAAGUGCUGGAUGA